This is a messenger RNA of Miscanthus lutarioriparius, 3054 nucleotides long. Lineage: Eukaryota; Viridiplantae; Streptophyta; Magnoliopsida; Poales; Poaceae. The record is from the annotation of a GenBank genome assembly.
AUGGGCUCCCUCGACAACGGGGCCGCGGCCGCGGCGGGGAGCUACAAGCGCGGUCCGGGCCCGGCGCUGCGGGCUGGCAUCGUCGGCGGCGGCAGCGCGCGGAAGGUGCGGGCGAGAUCCAGGCUCGCGCGCUUCCUGCUGCUCGAGAAGGUGGACUAUCUCCAGUGGAUGGUCGCCGCCGCCGCCUUCUUCUUCGUCGCCAUCGUCUUCGUCGCGUUCCUCCCGGGGUCGGGCGUCGUCGUCGAGCGGCCCUGGCUGACGCUCCCCUCGCGCCGCGCGGGACCGGGACGCGUCGGAGGCGGUGGCGGAGGCGGGACUGCUGAGGACCGCGGCGGCCGCGUCCGGUGGGAGGCGGGCGUCGCGUUCGAGUUCGAGCCGACCAGGCUGAGGGAGAAAUGGGCGAGGGAGCGGAGGGAGGAGGCCAAGAGCUUGGCGGAGCUCGGGACGCCCGUGACGAGGCUCGGGGUACGGAAGCCGCGGCUUGCCAUGGUGUUCGGUGACCUGUAUCCCAGCGCAAUGCAGCUUCAGAUGGUUAGCGUCGCCUCGGUGCUGGAGGCCAUGGGCUACGAAAUGAAGGUUUUCUCACUUGAGGAUGGCCCAUGUGGUAACAUCUGGAGAGCCAUUGGAGUACCAGUGAGCAUACUACCUGAGGACACAAACUUACCUAUUUUUGUAGAUUGGUUAGACUAUGAUGGCAUACUUGUCAAUUCUAUUGAGGCAAGACCAGUAUUCUCAAGUCUUCUGCACGAGCCUUUCAAAUCCAUACCUAUCAUUUGGACUGUGCAUGAAUAUUCUCUUGCACAUCGUGCUAAAGAAUAUAAUGCGAGUGGAAUGGUUCAGCUCAUAAAUGCUUGGAAAGAUGUAUUCAGCAGGGCAAAUGUUAUAGUUUUCCCAAACUAUAUAUUACCGGUGAUGUAUGCUGCAUUUGAUUCUGGUAACUAUUUCGUGAUUCCAGGCCCCCCCUCAGAAGCAUUUCAGGUUGACAGCUUUAUUGGUAAAAGUUACCAUGAAGAUGUGAGGAUCAGCUUGGGCUCGAGUCCCAAAGAUUUUUUAAUUGCUAUUGUUGGUAGUCCAUUUUCAUAUGGUGAUAAUUUGAUGGAAGAGGCGCUUGUCUUGCAAGCAGUAAGUCCUUUGUUACAGAGAUAUCACUCUGAGAAUAGCACACAAUCUGAACUGAAAGUAAAGAUCUUCACUGGGAACAUAACUGAGAAGCAUAGGAUGGCCCUUGAGUCUGUUGCUCUAAGUGUUGGCUUCCCAAGAGGUGCAGUGGAGCAUGUUGCUGCUGAAGAUAAGGACAACCUCCUUAGUACAGCUGACCUUAUCGAUGAUGGAGUAAACGGACUUCUGUUUCCAAGAAAGAAUAUUGGCAUGUUAGCUCAAGUUCUUCUUCGAGCAGUGUCGAAUGGUAAAGUGUCUGUUUCAGGGCAAAAAAUUGCUUCAGCUGGGAAGGCCCAUGCCAAGAAUCUUAUGGCUUCUGAGACCAUUGAAGGCUAUGCUGUGCUAUUGGAAAAUAUUGUCAAGUUCCCCACUGAUGCACUGAGUCCUUUAACUGCUGGUGAGAUACCUUUAGCUCUGAAACAGGAGUGGAAAUGGCACCUAUUCGAGGAUGUGAAGCAUUUACACCGUAUGAAUACAAGUUUGUCUGGCUACAAGAUACUCCAGAAACUAGAGCAGGAGUGGCAUAGAAACCAAAUGAAAAACUCUUCUUUGAGUACAACAAAGACCAGUGACGCAUUCUCUGCAAUUGCCUGGGAGGAACAGAGAGCAAAUGAGGUUAUGGACAUCAAAAGAAAAAUGGAGGAAGACGAGUUGAAGGACAGGAAUGACCAACUGCAUGGAACAUGGGAGGAGGUGUACAGAAAUGUGAAAAGGGUAGAGAGGUUAAAAAAUGAAUUGCAUGAAAGAGAUGACAAGGAGCUUGAGCGGACAGGUCAGCCACUUUGUAUAUAUGAGCCUUUCUUUGGGGAGGGGACCUGGCCCUUUCUGCAACAGAGCUCUCUUUAUCGUGGAGUUGGCCUGUCUUCAAAAGGUCGAAGACCAGGAGCGGAUGAUAUUGAUGCUUCUUCUCGUCUUCCUCUUCUCAAUAAUGUCUACUACAGAGAUAUUCUUGGUGAAUUUGGAGCUUUCUUUGCUCUUGCCAACAGAAUUGACAGAAUACAUAAAAAUUCUUGGAUAGGGUUUCAGUCCUGGAGAGCUACAGCAAGAAAGGUAAACUUGUCAAACAAUGCUGAAUCUGCAAUCUUAGAAGCCGUUCAAUCUCAAAAGCAUGGAGAUUCCUUUUAUUUUUGGGUUCGGAUGGAUCAAGAUCCAAGAAACCGCACUAACAAAGAUUUUUGGUCCUUCUGUGAUGCGAUCAAUGCUGGGAACUGCAGGUUAGCUGUUUUGGAGGCCUUCCAAAGGAUGUAUGGUGUACAUCUUGAUCAUGACCUGGAUUCUCUGUUACAUAUGCCUAAUGAUGGAGACACAUGGUCUGUGAUGCAAAGUUGGGUUUUGUCUACACGGUCAUUCCUAGAAUUUGUUAUGUUUUCAAGAAUGUUUGUUGAUGCAUUGGAUGCACAAAUGUAUGACAAACACCAUCAAACUGGGCAUUGCAUCUUGAGUCUCCACAAGGAUCAGCACUGCUAUUCUCGCGUCUUGGAGUUGAUUGUGAAUGUUUGGGCAUUCCACAGUGCACGGCGGAUGGUCUAUGUUAAUCCUGAGACUGGUGCAAUGCAGGAGCAGCACCAUCUCAGUGGCAGGAGAGGUCAAAUGUCAGUGCAGUUUUUCUCCUACACCACUCUAAAGAGCAUGGACGAGGAGCUUGCAGAAGAGUUUGACUUGGAUCACCCGGACAGGAGGUGGCUCUGGCCACAAACUGGAGAGGUCUUCUGGCAGGGUCUCUAUGAGAGGGAGCGGAGCAUGCGGCAGCAGGAGAAGGAGCGGAGAAAGCAGAAGAGCAGAGAGAAGAUCCAGAGAAUCAAGAAUAGAGCUCGGCAAAAGACGUUGGGGAAGUAUAUAAAGCCACCGCCUGAUGAUACAGGUGGCUCGAAUGAUACAACAACAGUAGAUUUGUAG